Molecule: messenger RNA, 2173 nt
Organism: Etheostoma spectabile (orangethroat darter)
Lineage: Eukaryota; Metazoa; Chordata; Actinopteri; Perciformes; Percidae
Product: trichohyalin
Exons: 5
Coding region: 212-2152 (646 amino acids)
Source: RefSeq, a predicted model, not a curated record
GGGGAGAGAUAUACUAUGUUUUGAACAUAACAGUGCAAGUCUGCCUCAUCCCCACAGAUGUUCGUAGAGUUUAACACCUAAGCAGACAAGCGCAGCACUCAAAUUACUUCUAGGACUUCAAGCCUAAUAUGGUUUACUUCGUUUUUACUCGAGACAAAGAUGAGCCUUUCAUUGACUGAUCUCAUGGGAACACCAGUUCUGAAUUUGUAAUAUGGAUACAUAUCAAUCAACAGACCAUGUGGAAACCUUCCUUGAAGAGUUCAGGGAGCAGAUCAUUGCUGGUGUUAGAUCAACUACAACCAUCAUAGAAGCAUGGAACUCACAGCAGCCAACAACCAUCUCCGAAGCUCUGACGCCACAAGAACAAAUGAGGGUGCUGUUUCAUGUUGUGGAACAAGGAACGCCACAAUUCAAAUUUAGCUUCUACCAGAUACUUUCACAGGAGGAACCCAAGCUUAUAGCUGAUUUAGAGCAAAGACAACAGAACAGCAGGAUGACCCAAACAGAACAGAAGUGGACCAUGGAAAACAACAAGCAAGACAAACAAAUGAAGGUCAAUAUAAAAACCAAAAGGGAGACUAUUAAAAGACAAAGACAAUUGACAUGUCAAGUAAAGGAGGCAAUUGAACAACUUUGGGAAAGAACACAAAGAGAUAGAAAUGAAAUUGAUUACCUGAAGAAAAAUACAGAGCAGAAAGAAGAGGACAUUAAAAGACUCACAGUUGAAAAACAGGAGCAGUGCUUAUUAAUAAAAAGACUGAGAUCCCAGAUAGAAAAUAUUAUUAAGAAACUUGAGGAGAAUAAAAAUGAAGCUGCUCAAGAAAAAAUGCAAUUUCUUAAAAUGCGGACUGAAAUAUACCAAGAGAGGGAAACUCUGGAAAAAAGACGUAAUGAGCUCAUCAAUGAGCGACACAAGAUGAAAAUGACAAAAUCACAAGAAAAUAAGGAACCCAAAGAACCUAUGGAACAAAUAAAGAGAAAGCAGGAGAUAACGGAAAGGCUGAAGGCUGACAGUCUGCUCAGUCUAAUUAACAAAAAUAAAAAAAUAGUAUUUGAAGCAAAGCAAGCAAAGGACCAAAUGGAAAAAAACAUGGCAGACAUACAUCAAGAGAUACAGAGAAAUAAAAAAGACAUUUCACAGCAUAGAGAACAAAUUGAGCACAUCAAACAUAUUCUGAAUGUAAAUAUUCAACGAGCUGUUAAAAUGCAAAAAGGUACUGCCCCAGAAAUGGAAAGCAUAGAAAUGCAGAAAGAAGAUAGAGACACAUUUGACACUGUUAAGAUCAAAGUCAGCAGAAUCCAUGAAGAGAUGGAGAAACUUUGGGAUGUUCUAGAAGACAGUGAACAACAAAUGGAAAUGGUUGUGAGAGGGAAGCAGGAGCUUAAGACAAAAAGAAGCCGAGUGGACAAUAUUAGCUCUGACUCUCAAAGUCUAAUAGAAAACACAGAUGUAAGCAUGAAGACAACUGAGUGGGAAAUUGAGGUGAAUGCUGAUAUGCAGAGGGAAAAACAAAAUCUAAAGAAAAGGUUAGCCGAGGUCCAAUCUGAAAAAGAUGAGAUUCAAAAAAUUAAAACUGAAAUACAGACUGAGAAAAAAAACAUAGAGAGAGACAGGCAGUUAGUUAAAGCAGAAAUGAAUGCACUAAAGUGUGUGAGGGAAAGUACUGAAAUGCAAAUACAGGAGUUGAAUGACAAGUUACAAAGAACAAAGAAAGACAUAAGAGAGAUGGAAAUAAUGAACACUGAGAUUGAACUAAAGAAAAAGGACCUAGUAAAAAUUAUAAGAAUGAGCAGGAGAAAAAAGGAAGAGAUCAGCAAGAUGAUGGAAGAGACUGGCCAUUCUAAAUCAGAUGUGAAGCAAAGACAAGACAAGACUGAGAAGCAGAAGUCAGAGCAGAGGCUGGAGGUGAACAUGGAUGACAGAUUUGAUAAGCAGAAGCUAAGACUCCCACAGGCACAACAUGAAGAAACCCUGUUUGAAAAUGACAACAUGGACUCAAACACUCAGAAUAAAGUGAACACUGACAUAAAGAGAGUGAUGCUUGAAAUAGAAGAAAUCCGAAAGAUGAACAAAACCAGGGAGGAGAUGCUCAAAGCCCAAACGAAUAUGGAUCAGAACAUGGAAGAAGUCAAAAAGUACAUGGUAAGUUAACGUUUUUUCUCAUUUUCUUAU